Coffea arabica (coffee) is the source of this 981-nucleotide messenger RNA. Lineage: Eukaryota; Viridiplantae; Streptophyta; Magnoliopsida; Gentianales; Rubiaceae. The record is from RefSeq and is a predicted model, not a curated record.
AUGCCGUUCGGCCUGAAGAACGCGGGAGCCACCUACCAACGCUUGGUCAACAAACUGUUCCAGAAUCAGAUCGGCCGAAGCAUGGAGGUCUACGUGGAUGACAUGAUCGUUAAGAGUCGAACUGAUCAGCAGCUCGUCCCCGACCUGAGGGAAAUCCUGGGUAUCCUGCGGGAGAGCUGGAUGCGGCUGAAUCUGAAGAAGUGCACUUUCGGGGUCAGAUCGGGAAGGUUCCUGGGAUUCCUGGUGUCUCGGGAUGGGAUCCGGGCCAACCCGGCUAAGCUCCAAGCUAUCAUGGAUAUGGCCCCCCCAAGGAGCGUGAAUGAGGUCCAGCGGCUCACAGGAAGGAUGGCUGCCCUGAACAGCAAGGAAGGAAGUGGAGCAGGUCUGUUGCUCAUCUCGCCAACCGGCGAAGAGCUGACCUAUACUCUCCGGUUUGACUUCCCCGCGUCUAACAAUGAGGCUGAGUAUGAGGCCCUAUUGACGGGGUUGCGGAUAGCCCACCAGAUGAGUAUAACCGCGAUCAAAGUCCGGAGUGACUCGCAGCUCGUCGUCCUCCAAGUUCGCGGGGAAUACGAGGCUAAGGAGGAGGUCAUGAAGAAGUAUCUGGCCAAGGUGCAGGAGGCAACAGCCUUGUUUGAUGCCUUCGAGAUCGAGCGGGUGCCGAGAUCACAAAACAAGCAUGCAGACGCCCUGUCCAAGCUGGCAUCUUCCUCGUUUGCACACCUGAACAAGGAAGUCUUGGUAGAUGUGGUAAAGCAGAAAAGUAUCGACCAGGCUCAGGUCCUGGCUAUAGACAGUUCGGUCACCUGGAUGACCCCCCUCGUAAACUUCCUCAGCUCGGGUGCCCUCCCUAAGAACAAAACCGAGGCUCGCCGGAUCCAGUUCAGAGCUGCCAAGUACGCCUACGCUGGAGGGACCCUCUACAGGAGGUCAUACUUAUCUCCCUGGCUAAAGUGCGUGACUCCCGAGGAAGGUGAUUAG